This is a messenger RNA of Oncorhynchus keta (chum salmon), 1049 nucleotides long. RefSeq names its product forkhead box protein J2-like. Bases 363 to 1049 code for a protein of 228 amino acids. Lineage: Eukaryota; Metazoa; Chordata; Actinopteri; Salmoniformes; Salmonidae. Gene Ontology annotation, biological process: regulation of transcription by RNA polymerase II. Gene Ontology annotation, cellular component: nucleus. The record is from RefSeq and is a predicted model, not a curated record. The transcript has 4 exons. Gene Ontology annotation, molecular function: RNA polymerase II cis-regulatory region sequence-specific DNA binding; DNA-binding transcription factor activity, RNA polymerase II-specific.
GACCUCAUUCAGGGGCAGACUGAAAGGGAGGGGAAGAAAUAGGGAGAGAAAAAGGAAGCAGUCUGCUAUACAUUUUUUUCUCCACACUGAAACUUUCAAAAAGAGAAAAGACUAUAAGAAAGCCGGUGAGGAUCAACCGAUUGGGAAUGAGAGCGAGAGAUAAAGAAAGAGGGAGGAAUAACACUAACCUGACACUGAGUAUACUGCACAACUGAUGAGAAUAUCAAAUAGUACGUGUUUGAGGCCUUGGGGCCUUCAUUGACCAAGGAGGGAGAUCAGGUGGGCACUUCUGGUCCUGGAGGGUUGCAGUGUGUGCAGGCUUUUAUUCCAACCCUCAGAGCCCUGACAGAGAGAGAGAGAGCAUGUCUUCUAACUUGGACUCCAGUCUAACCAGCAUAGACUGGCUCCCCCAGCUGGGAAUCAGCUCACUGCGAUCAGGAAGAGAGAGAGGAGGAGAAGAGGGGGAGAGAAAGAAAGAGAGAGGGAGGGAGAGAAGUGAUCUUCCUCCAUCCAUCCCUGUCCCCUUUCCUUCCUCUGGAUCCAAAGCCAAGCCCCCUCACAGCUAUGCCACCCUCAUCGCCAUGGCGAUAGGUGCCGCCCCCGGCAGGAAGUUGAGUUUGAAUGACAUCUACAUGUGGAUCAGUGACAUGUUCCCCUACUACAGCAGAUCUGCCAGGGGAUGGAAGAACUCCAUCCGCCAUAACCUGUCCCUCAAUAAAUGCUUCCGGAAGGUUCCUCGACCCCAAAGUGACCCUGGGAAGGGUUCCUAUUGGAUGAUGGACGGCUCCUCAGAGCCCAAUCCGCUGAGAGGAACCAAGCGUCCGUAUCCAUCUGAAGAGGAGGAGGGGUCCAUCCAGGUCCCCAAAGUCUCAGUGAUGCAGGCAGAGAAACAGCAUUCACCUCAGACAGACCAUUAUAGGCCUUUAGCAUCUCCACAGACAGACCAUUAUAGGCCUUUAGCAUCUCCACAGACAGACCAUUAUAGGCCUUUAGAAUCGCCACAGGAACCCAGUCAACAACUAUCCCCCCCACCUUGCAAGGUAGAGUAA